CAAAAAUCUAAACCCUCCUUUCUUUCUGAUUCUACAACAGGAGAGAAAAAGCAAGCGACAGAGACGGAGAUGGCCGGAGAGGAAGAGACCAGCGAGUUCUACCUGAGGUACUACGUCGGCCACAAGGGCAAGUUCGGCCACGAGUUCCUGGAGUUCGAGUUUCGACCAGACGGCAAGCUCCGGUACGCCAACAAUUCCAACUACAAGAACGACACCAUCAUUCGUAAGGAGGUCUACGUCACGCCUGCCGUCGUCAGGGAGUGCCGUCGUAUCAUCUCAGAGAGCGAGAUCAUGAAGGAAGAUGAUGUGAACUGGCCAGAACCU
Malus domestica (apple) is the source of this 324-nucleotide messenger RNA. Lineage: Eukaryota; Viridiplantae; Streptophyta; Magnoliopsida; Rosales; Rosaceae. The record is from RefSeq and is a predicted model, not a curated record.